This is a messenger RNA of Microdochium trichocladiopsis, 2583 nucleotides long. RefSeq names its product WD40-repeat-containing domain protein. The transcript is spliced from 3 exons. The record is from RefSeq and is a predicted model, not a curated record. The coding region runs from base 1 to 2583 and encodes 860 amino acids. Gene Ontology annotation, molecular function: protein binding. NCBI's taxonomy places the organism in Eukaryota, Fungi, Ascomycota, Sordariomycetes, Xylariales, Microdochiaceae.
AUGGCUGGUGGUCAAGACCUCGCCGGAGCAGGCGGGCAGCACGCCGGCGGUGCGGGCCACGCCUCGAACCAGCCGCAAGCCACAGAGUACACCCUCCAGGGAGUCAUGCGGUUCCUCCAGACCGAAUGGCACAAGCAUGAGCGCGAUAGAAACGCUUGGGAGAUUGAGCGCCAAGAGAUGAAGGGGAGGAUAGCAGCUCUGGAGGGGUCGGCUCGGCGCGCAGAUGCCACACAGAAGGCUCUCAAGCGCUACGUCAACAUUCUGGAAAAAAAAGUCAAAGAGCAGGCGACACAUCUCAAGACCGCGUCCGUACACUCGGCAGACAGUGACGAUCACUCAGUAAAGCAGCCGCCACGCUUCGACCGGGCUUCGAUGGUGCAGGAACAAUUGAAGCGAUCCGAGGAGCACCCAAAGGAGCCGAUCCCAGGCCUUGAAGGUGUAAUCGGCGACCGCACGCAAGAAGAGGACGAGCGGGAGCACUUGAGAUCCUUCCUUGAUCAGUGUCAGGCCGAGUUCACCUACCUCAUGAUCACGCCUGCGAACCCUAUUCCUCCACGCGAAUCCCCGCCACUCCCUGUCAUCGAGGACCUCAGAGACGGCGACCAGUUCGGCAUGCCCAAUAACCAGCAGGCCCUCGAAGCCGCCUUUCAAGGAAUGCGGAUCAGCCAGGGAAACCACCCCAAGGACGCAGCUGCAGCCUCACGGUCGGCUCUGAGCAAUCCUAACAUGAAUCCAAACGUGUCCCUACCAACGGGCCUGCCAGCCCAGAAUCCCAGCCAGUCAGCAGCUCGAGGCAAUUCUGAGCUGCAAUCGGCCAUGAUGAUGCGUUCAGGCGACGGCAUGCAACCUGCCGCGUACGCUCAGCAACCAGGAGAAUGGCAGACAGCGGCCGGCAACGCGCGUUUGCAGAACGCAAAUGACGAGGCAGCUCGUGCUGCAGCUUCGCAACUCGGCAAUGAUCUUGGCAACCAGGGUGAUCGUGGUAUGGAGGUUCUUUUGCAACAGCCACCGCGGAAACAAGACCGCCGCGCGAACAAUGAUGCCGACGGUUGGGACUUUAAUGAGGCCGCCUUCCCGGACGCUACACCGUCUCAGCAGGCUGCAGAAUCACAAUCGAUUUCCCAUCGCCCAGAUACGGAUGUUUUUCCUGCCGCCGAGGGCAUCCCCAAAUCGCCAACACGCGGCCCAGCGUCGCAUCGGCGGAAAGGCUCCAUGUCCCGCAGGCGUAGUGCUGACCAAGACGCGUUGAACGCCAUGGUCCAAAAGGCAGAUGCGGGAAGCUUCAAGCUUCGGUACGGACUCAGAGGUCACUUGAACACUGUACGCACAGUAAUCUUCUCGGGCGGUGGUAGCCCAGGCGAGCCUGAGAUCUGUACUGCCGGCGACGAUGGUUUGGUGAAGCGCUUCCAUCUCCCUCGGGAAUCAUCCAGCCAUUUGGGAGCGUCAUCCUCAUCAGACCUUGACGUCACGGCAGACUUCACACAUCGUGGCCACAAUGGAGCUGUCUUGUGCUUGACAUCGUGGACACCCUCUCCCAACUUCGCGACUGGCGGCCGUGCCCAAGGUGAUGGAUGGAUCUUCUCGGGUGGUCAAGAUGCCACAAUCAGGGUUUGGGAGCGUGGACGGGUUGAUCCAAAGGCCACUCUGGAGGGCCACACAGACGCUGUCUGGGCUAUUACCGUGUUGCCGGCCACCCUGGGCGCCGUCUUUGGCCCCACGGAGCAAGCCAAUGGCCAAGGCGACCGUAUCCUGAUUGUAUCUGGAUCCGCCGAUGGCUCUGUCAAGAUCUGGGCGGUCAGUGCACCGCCGCAGCUUUCCUCGCCCCAGCCCAGUUCCGCAGGAGGCAGACGCGGCACGGCCGGUGGUCGCGUGCGUGGAAACUCGAUGAGUUCUGGCUCGCAGUUCCCCAACUCACCCCAGCCCAGCAUGGCCUCCAACUCCCAGUUCAACUACACGCUUGUACACGACCUGCGACGAGCAGACGGCUCGACCGCGUCGCCGACCAGCAUCACGCCGCUUGCAUCGAACGGUGAGAAGUUUGUGGUCAGCUACUCCGACGCCGCGAUCAUCGUCUUUGAUACCAAGUCUGGAGACGAGGUUGGCUCCAUGGCAAGCCGCGAGACUUAUGACGGUACCCUGGCGACGAGCGUCAACGCUGUGCAGGCCACCAUUACCAGCCUGGACAGCAAUUCUACAGCAGGCAUGGGCGAGGAAGAUGCUGGUGGUCCUACGGGGGGCACUGGCAAGUCGGGCAGCGGUGUAGAGGGUGUCAUCAUCUCAGGGCACGAGGAUCGGUUCAUCAGCCUCUUCGAUGCCAACAGCGGCCAAUGUACAUAUACGAUGCUUGCCCAUCCCGAUGCGAUCUCGAGUCUGUCUCUGAGCCCCGACGGAAGGGAGCUCGUUUCCGCCGGCCACGACGCCAGCCUGCGCUUUUGGUCCUUGGAAAAGCGCAACUGUGUGCAGGAGAUGACGGUUCAUCGCAUUAUGCGUGGAGAGGGUGUCUGUUCAGUGGUAUGGAGUCAGGACGGCCGUUGGGUGGUGAGCGGUGGUGGCGAUGGCCUUGUCAAGGUCUUUGCGAGAUGA